CGAGAUUUUCCUUUCCAACGAUUUGCAUUUGAUUCAAGAGUUAGUAGCAAUGAGCGACUUGGAUUAUACUGAAAUAACCUUAGAUAUGCCUACUGACUGGGUGCGCAUUGAAAGGUCACGAGAAAUUGCGUCGCGGAUCAAGGAGCAAAUGAAUACAAUGCUAAAGAGACAGCCAAGUUCAUUUAUCAGCAAAGUAAUGAGUGAACUGAUGCAAAGUGAUGAUGAUAUGGCAACUAUAAUUGGCAACAGAAAGAUGCGUGGUCUGAUGGAAAAGCUGUUCAGUUCAUCAUCAGCGGAUGAUAUACAAUUUGGUGCCAACGAAAAGAUGCAUGAACUGAUGGAAACUGAUUUUAAUCCUUCUCUGAUAUCAGAAAAGAAGUUCAGUUCUUCAUCAGUUGAUCAGGAUGCGCCGUUUAGUGGGAACACGGUACGUAUUAUGUAUUAUGAGUUGUACCAAGCGGUUCGUGAUAAAAAUGCAGAUGCAGAUAAAUUUGUUUCUGUGUUGGAGCAAGUAUGUUUACUAAAUGGGGUCGAUUUGGCUGCCAUUUUCAAUCAAGUCACUCCCACUGGUGAUUCAUUGCUUCAUGCUGCAGCUGAAUGUGGGAAUGAAGAAGUUGUGAGGCUCAUUGCUUUUCACUAUCCUAAGCUUCUCUGUAAGACAAAUCUGAAAGGGGAUACCCCACUUCAUGUUGCUGCAAGAGCUAAGAAUAUUUUUGCAAUCAAGAGCAUCCUCAACACGUAUAAACAUGAAAUGAUAUCUGAGGAGGAUGAAUCGAAGGAUAAAGCAGAGUUUAUAAUGUCACGCAAUAAUUAUGGAAGGACAGCUUUGCAUGAAGCUGUUUUGAGCAAGGAUCUUUCUGUGGUUUUUUUCCUUUUACUUUCACACAGCCAAAGUGAUUUGGCCGCUUAUUGGACAUGGAACUCCAGUUAUGGUUGCAAAUCACCAAUGUACUUGGCUGUCUUGACAGGGACUAAAGAUAUUCUUCAUCUUCUCUUGAAAAAAAUUCCAAUCCCCUCAGGCCGGGCCAUUUCAAACGGAGACUCUCCACUUCAAGCAGCAAUAUCCGAGCGAAAUAAUGCUCUAUUGAAGAAGAUAGUGGAUACAAGAGAAGAGCUAAUGCAUCAAAGAGAUGAGAAGAACAAUACUCCCCUUCAUUAUGCAGCAUACAUGGGUUACCUCGGAGGAGUUUGUACAAUGUUAGAAAAAUCUCCCACGAUUGCUUUUCAACGAAACUCAGAUGGCAAUCUUCCAAUUCACCUUGCUUGCAAAAAAGGCCAUGUUCAGGUGGUCAACAAGUUGCUUGAAACAGAGUGGUCUAAUGCUGGAGUUUUCUUGAAUAGUAAAGGUCAGAACAUUCUUCACAUUGCAGCAAUGAAGGGACAAACUGAUAUGAUAAAAUAUCUACUGAAGAACCCCAAGAUUCAUCAUGACACUCUCAAUGAGAGAGAUGUAAAUGGAGAUACCCCGUUACAUUUCGCUUCAAGAAAACUUAGUCUUUGGACCCUACUCCUUCUGUCACGACACAACAUGAUCAAGGUAAACCUUGUCAAUAACGAAGGUUUAACAGCUCGAGACGUUGUUCGGAUGCAGUGUAAAAUUCCAAUGACACGUCAAGAGCUAGGAACUUCUUUUCCUGAUAAAAUAAUAUAUAUUUUUCUAGCCGAUGCAAUUUUGGAAAGUGCUGGUGUGCCCUUGAAGGCAAAUAUGCUGGGCAUAUCACGCACAACAUCUACCAAUAAAGAAUGGAACGUGAAGGACGCAGCCAACACACUGAUGCUUGUGGCCAUACUGAUAGCCACAGUGACAUUUACGGCUGGUUUCACAGUACCAGGUGGGUUUUACUCAUCGGAUGAUCCACUUGCAAAACAGAGGGGCAUGGCACUUUUAGUUGAUCAAAAACUAUUCAAUAUAUUCAUGGCUUUCAAUACCAUUGCUAUGUACAGUUCCACCAUUGGUUCUGUUGUUCUACUGUGGGUCCCGCUAGGUGAUCUUCGUUUUGCUGAAGGAGCAUAUGAACUUGCUAAGAUUUUUGUUUAUGUGGCUCUCGUAACCAUGCCUGCGGCAUUUUUAGCUGCUAUACGUUUGGUUGUUAGUAACAACACGUUGCUUGCAGAUGUUAUAAGUGUCAUUGGAUUCGCCUCCAUUUUCAUCAUCUUAUUUGCUCGUAUUUUAGGAAGGUUUCCACUUAGAACUCGUCUUCCUUUUUUUCGUCAAAUUGGAGACUUCUUCAUUAGAAUUAUUCUUGUGUCAUUUUAUGGAUGGAGUGACCUUUUGAUUGGCGAUCAAGUCAGUCAAGCCAACCAAGUCGGUCAAGCGAGCCAAGUCAAUGAAACAUUUGCUAUUGAUAUCGAUGAUGACAAUGGUGAUGCAGCCAGUAGCCACUUUUCAGAUACAAAUGUUCACCGGUUAUGUCCAUGCUUUUAGUUUCAUGAUGUUCACAUAAAAUUUUGUAAUUCAUGCAUGUGAUAUAUGUAUUAUAUAUAUAUAUAUAUCAAUUAUAUAUAAAUCAUGCACUUGAUUAUGUACUUGAGUCAUUGGGAAAAAGGUCAAGAAAGAGUGUUUGACUAUAUGUUUUGAUGAUAA
Messenger RNA from Prosopis cineraria, 2584 nucleotides. Its product is annotated as protein ACCELERATED CELL DEATH 6-like. The record is from RefSeq and is a predicted model, not a curated record. Gene Ontology annotation, cellular component: plasma membrane. Bases 50 to 2425 code for a protein of 791 amino acids. Gene Ontology annotation, molecular function: protein phosphatase 1 binding; protein phosphatase regulator activity. Lineage: Eukaryota; Viridiplantae; Streptophyta; Magnoliopsida; Fabales; Fabaceae. The transcript has 4 exons.